Molecule: messenger RNA, 3269 nt
Organism: Brienomyrus brachyistius
Lineage: Eukaryota; Metazoa; Chordata; Actinopteri; Osteoglossiformes; Mormyridae
Gene: zic3
Product: zic family member 3 heterotaxy 1 (odd-paired homolog, Drosophila)
Exons: 4
Coding region: 286-1662 (458 amino acids)
Biological process (GO): central nervous system development; regulation of transcription by RNA polymerase II
Cellular component (GO): nucleus
Molecular function (GO): RNA polymerase II cis-regulatory region sequence-specific DNA binding; DNA-binding transcription factor activity, RNA polymerase II-specific
Source: RefSeq, a predicted model, not a curated record
GAGUGAGUGAUUGACUUUAUCAGUCCAAGGACAUCACUCGUUUGCAGACGGGGGAAGUCUGAUCCUCAGAUGCAGGGAUCCCAUUUGCGGGAGUUUCUGCCUCCCCGUUAACUGACAGACGGACUGUCAUUUCAGAUUUUUUUUAGUUGUGCAUUGCUUUCCUGAACAAACCCCCAACAAAAUAUUAAGUUAGUUUUGUCCGGUGGCCAACAGUAGCCAGUCAGUCUGGAUUUGUAAAUUUUGGUCAUUUGUUUUCUUUUCCCCCUUUUUUGUCAGUUGGUCACAAUGACCAUGCUGCUUGAAAGCGGUCCGCAGUUCUCUACGAUUGGAGUCGGGGGCUUUGGAACACCAAGGCACCAUGAAAUAGGCAACCGAGAUCCCGGACUGGGGCUAAGUCCAUUUGGAGAUACUUCCCAUUCUACAGCUUUCAAGCUUAACUCUGUAACUCACGAUCUAGCAUCCAGCCAGACAUCUGCAUUCACUCCGCAAGCCACCGGCUACGCUGCCGCCCUGGGACACCACCACGGUGGCCAAGUGGGUUCUUACAGCGGAGCCGCCUUUAACUCCACCCGAGAAUUUCUGUUCAGAAACCGGAGCGCCGGCAUUGGGGAUACCGCAGCUACCAGUGCCCAGCAUGGGAUCUUUGCUGCUUCGGCGGGGAGUCUCCACGGACCCCCUGGAAUUGCCGACAACUCUGGGCACAUCUUGUUUCCUGGACUACACGAGCAAACGGUGAGCCAUGCUUCAUCGGGAGGGCAUGUAGUCAACAGCCAAAUGCAUCUGGGUUUACGCGGGGACAUUUUUGGAAGACCUGACCCAUAUCGCCCGGUCGCCAGCCCCCGAACGGAUCCUUAUAGCGCUGCUCAGCUGCAUAACUAUAACCACUCAAUCAAUAUGAACAUGGGAAUGAACGUACCGACGCACCAUGGCCCCGGCGCUUUCUUUAGGUAUAUGAGGCAGCCCAUUAAGCAAGAACUGUCCUGUAAGUGGAUAGACGAGAACCAGAUCAACCGACCGAAAAAAACCUGCGACAGGACUUUCAGCUCGAUGCAUGAGAUGGUGACCCACGUCUCUAUGGAGCAUGUAGGAGGACCCGAACAGAGUAACCACAUUUGCUUCUGGGAAGAUUGUCCCAGGGAAGGGAAAUCUUUUAAGGCGAAAUACAAGCUAGUGAAUCACAUUAGAGUCCACACUGGAGAAAAACCGUUUCCUUGUCCAUUCCCUGGAUGUGGGAAAAUAUUUGCAAGGUCAGAAAAUUUGAAAAUUCACAAAAGAACUCAUACAGGUGAGAAGCCGUUUAAGUGCGAGUUUGAAGGGUGCGACAGACGCUUUGCAAACAGUAGCGACAGGAAGAAGCACAUGCAUGUCCAUACUUCAGACAAGCCAUACAUCUGCAAAGUGUGCGACAAAUCCUACACACACCCGAGCUCUCUCAGGAAACACAUGAAGGUGCACGAGUCUCAAGGGUCAGAGUCUUCUCCUGCUGCGAGUUCUGGAUACGAAUCCUCCACUCCACCAGCUCUCGUCUCUGCCGGCACCGAGGAGCCUACGAAAACUCCCCAGACCGGCGUUCAAAACACUUCGGCUCACAGUGACGGACUUCCAACUAACUUCAACGAGUGGUGUACAGAAUGGAAUGGGAGCAACCAUAAGGAGGUGUGAUGCCAUGACCGUCCGCCGACAGGCCUCGUCCCUCUCAGGAUUUCAAAGUUGACUUUUCUUCUGAAAGGUCUGAAGAAAAAAAAAAAUCUUUAAAACCAUAAAGGUUUCCUCUCUCCACUUUCAGAUUAUUUUAUUUUUCAUUUUGUGUAUUUUUCUCAAAAUAUAAAUUAGAAAAAAUAUUGAAUCAAUAUUUUAUAUAUAUUAUAUAUAAUUAAGCGGGUUUUUAAUCGCUUUUGAAUCGAUUGUUGAAAUUGAUAACGUCUUAAGAAAUGUGCCAAAGUCUUUGUCUUGAACUUGAACAGCAAAAAUAAUAAAUCACUAUAUAUUCGUGAAUGUAUUUUGCUUGUUUGAUGGGGUCGAAUCUGUUGUGAACGUCCGUGUUCCGGUGGAGAGAUGUGGUAUUUAGAAUAUGAUUGUUACAGCUGAAUAAACAGUUGCCUUUUGUUUAUAAAUAUGUACAUGCGUGUCCACGAUGCCAUAUUUAUCGAUUUGUAAUUUAAUUAUCAGCGAAAGCUCUGAACUUAAAUUAUAUUUAUGAAAAUGUUUUCUAACAAGACCAUGUACAGUUUUGGGUCAUGACCAGCUUAAUUUUUUAAAGAGUAAAUUUAACCUUCAAAUAUGCGGUUGUAGGCUACUUUUAAAUAACGUGUCUUAUUUAGGUCUAAAAGAACUCCAGUAUUUAAAUAUUAUAGAUUUGCCUAAUGCAGUUUGGUUUGUCAUUUGAUCUAUUUCAGUAUGUAUGCGCACUGAUAAACCUGUGUACCUGUGUAUAUGAUAAUAUAACUUAAGGAUAUACAUGCAUUCAUUAGAUAUGCUGUAAUAUUAUCAUAUACGGCUAUACUUCAGUCCCAUUAGUUCGGUUGUUCAUGGUGACGAAUAAUUUACAAUGUUUCUAUGGUAAUAUUUCUUAUUUGGGCAAAAUAAGUAAUUUUAAUGGCUUACAGUUGGUACCAAUACAGUCCGGAAGUUCCGAUAAUUCUUCACAAGUUUAAGCCACUCACUGCGAACGACGUAAAUUACACAAACUGUACUACAAGCAGGUUUCCAUGCAGUUAUGCGCAUACACAUGGUUUUGAGCCAUAAAUGCAUAAGUAUUUUGGGGUCAAAUACAAAAAUGUAAUCGAAUAAAACGUUAAGGCACCAUAUAUAUGUAGUUGGAAGUUUGCAAUUCGGUAUGAGGCAUCAAAAAAAAAAUGAAUAAAGCAGGACGUUCAUAAAUCAUUAUUAACAACAGCAGCAACACUCAUAUCUUCAAUAUGAUGGAAGUAAUAUCACGAAGACGGAAAGUUCCUGUAUGUCUGCUUGCAUUGUUUUAAUUGUAGUUCUGUGAAAAUGAGGGUGUUAUGUCCUGUGAUAUAGGGCGGUUUGAUUAAUCAUUAGUCUGUUUUAUGUGAAUAAGCUUUUGAACAAAACGUGUUUGUAUGAAUAUAAUAGCCUGAAGAAUAUUAAACACCACGAGGGAAAUACGAUAACGUGGCACACAGAGCUACAACAUUGCAUUGUAACCUAUUUUUACGAAUUGAACAUUAUGCAUUCAUAAAAUAUAUUGUGCAUAUAAAAUGAUUUCAAACCACCAGCACUACUUUCAAAAUAAAUAUGAAAUAGUA